Messenger RNA from Rhineura floridana, 1170 nucleotides. RefSeq names its product signal transducing adapter molecule 1-like. The record is from RefSeq and is a predicted model, not a curated record. Gene Ontology annotation, biological process: protein transport to vacuole involved in ubiquitin-dependent protein catabolic process via the multivesicular body sorting pathway. The transcript has a single exon. Gene Ontology annotation, molecular function: ubiquitin binding; phosphatidylinositol binding. Gene Ontology annotation, cellular component: ESCRT-0 complex. NCBI's taxonomy places the organism in Eukaryota, Metazoa, Chordata, Lepidosauria, Squamata, Rhineuridae. Bases 45 to 1100 code for a protein of 351 amino acids.
GACUAGAAGAAGUAAUUCAUUAAAUUGAAAAAUUAAAAGCACUCAUGGUGGAAUGGACAGAUGAAUUCAAGAACGAUCCCCAACUUAGUCUGAUAUCUGCUAUGAUAAAGAAUCUUAAGGAGCAAGGUGUUAUGUUUCCAGUUAUUGGUUCACAGGCUGCAGAACAAGCAAAAGCAAGCCCAGCUCUAGUAGCUAAAGAUCCUGGAAUAGUAGCAAACAAAAAGGAAGAGGAGGACCUAGCUAAAGCCAUUGAAUUGUCACUUAAGGAACAAAGACAACAACAAACAACGCUUUCCAGUCUUUAUCCAAGCACCUCAAGCCUCUUAACAAAUCACAAGCAUGAGGGCCGAAAGGUUCAGGCUAUUUAUGACUUUGAAGCUGCUGAAGAUAAUGAAUUAACAUUUAAAGCUGGAGAACUUAUCACUGUGCUUGAUGACAGUGAUCCAAACUGGUGGAAAGGUGAAACUCAUCAAGGGACAGGAUUAUUUCCUUCUAAUUUUGUAACUGCUGAUCUUCCUGCUGAACCAGAAAUGAUGAAAGCCGAGAAGAAAACAGUGCAAUUUAGUGAUGAAGUUCAAGUUGAAACAAUUGAACCAGAGCCUGAACCAGUUUAUAUCGAUGAAGAUAAAAUGGACCAACUGUUACAAAUGUUGCAAAGUGCAGAUCCAACUGAUGAUCAGCCAGACCUCCCGGAGCUGAUCCAUCUUGAAGCAAUGUGCCAUCAAAUGGGACCUCUCAUUGAUGAAAAGCUAGAAGACAUUGACAGGAAACAUUCAGAGCUCUCAGAGCUCAAUGUUAAAGUGAUGGAGGCACUCUCUUUAUAUACCAAGUUGAUGAAUGAGGAUCCAAUGUAUUCGAUGUAUUCAAAACUACAAAACCAACAGUAUUAUAUGGCUCAAUCUGGUGUUUCUGGCUCUCAGGUUUAUCCAGGGCACCCUCAAAGCAAUGCAUACUUGGUAGCAGGAAAUGCACAGAUGAGUCAUGUUCAAGCUUACAGUCUUCCAUCGGAGCAACUUCCGCCUCUGAAUCAAAGCACAGUUCCUCCAGCAGCAAGCUCUGGAUUACCUACCCAGCCUGUUCAGACACCUUACACAAAGUAAUAAUGGAUGUUGUUUGGUUCUUUUAUUGUUUGUUUGUUUUGUUUUCUUGAUUUAUUGUAUUUAUUGUAUU